Megalopta genalis is the source of this 5281-nucleotide messenger RNA. NCBI's taxonomy places the organism in Eukaryota, Metazoa, Arthropoda, Insecta, Hymenoptera, Halictidae. The record is from RefSeq and is a predicted model, not a curated record.
AGUACCGAUCAAAUUCGACGAGUUUCGACUAAGAAUCGCCGGAGACACGAUCGCGAGUGUAAGCGUUUGCUUUCAGCGCUUAUCUCAUGUUACAAAUAAAGUAGUUUCGUCUAUACGGCACGAUUAGCAUAAUUUUAUCAUGGUAACGUUAUACCGUCGCGACGGAAAUUUUGCAUCGGCUGAAAGAGGCGGAUCGAACUUCUUUCCUCCGAUCGAUCGAAGAUAUUUAUCCUCUCGUCUCCUCUUUGCUUCUCUUCUAAAAACAAAAGUUCCGUUUUCGCUCCAUUCCGAGGUUGCCGAGGUUGCAAUCGCAGGAUGCAAACUUUGCAAAGCGAUUCGAACAAAUAACGAAUGUAGACCAGGAAACAAGCGUCUCUCGUCUGCCCCAUUUUUCGAUCUAACCAGCCAGGUGAAUCCUGCGACAAUGUCAUCGCCGGGAGGGACGGAUCGGUCGAAAGCCAGCGGAAACAAAAUGCUUAAACUACCGUUCCACUCGCUCUUGUUUCUCGAACAGAAAUCGUCCGAUGACCACCGGAUCGCGGUUGCAUUACGAUCGAUCCGAGAAUAUAGGCUCUAGCCUGACCCACAUUCCUGUUUUCUUCGAAACCCGAUGACCCCGUUGGUCCAAAAUCCGUCUGUGCAAGGAUUCAAAAAAAAAAUGUGCGAUCAAAGCGAUGCAGAAACGCGAUUGCAGUUAUUAGUCCUUCACAGUUGCAAGACCUUGACGAAAGGAUUAACCGAAGACAGAGCAAGCCGGACGAUGCGAUGAUGCAAUCGAUGCUCGUGGGUGCCUCAAGGAAACGGCAAUCCUACGAAAAAAGCCUCGCAACAGAGUUAUUAAUCUUCUCGUAACCGACUCGAGAGAACUUCCUCUGUAACUCGCAAUUAUGCUGAUUGCGCGGUGCAUAGUUAUUCGAAACACGGUGCCGUUCACGGACCAACAGCCUAAGAAAAAGUGAUUUACGCGGGCGGAAUUGCGGGGUAACGAUCGAUCCUCUCGGCCUUUCUUCGCCGUUCGAACGUCCUGCUGUUGCGACGAUCCCAGCCGUUUGGAAAAAUCCACGCAACCAUCGUCUUUGUGCUCGUCUUCAAGUGCAACUUAAACGCUCUUUUCGAAUGGUUCGUUGACCCCUUGCUUGAAGCGCGUCACACCUUUCUCCACGAAACAUUAAAAUGUAAGUUAAUCGGACGAUGCCGAUGAAAGCGGCAAACUGGAACGAUAUAAGUAGACUGCGGAUGUUUAUGCACAUUUCUCGUUGCACAAGCUAGCGCCAACCAUAACAUCCAGUUACAAAUAACAAGCAAACGACCGCUAUCUUGCAGAUGUUGCCGUGUUAGGAAACGAUCGCGGUUUCGGUGAAGAAACUUCGAUGGCUUCAGAUGGUCGAGCUUCCGCUGCACAUUCGAUAAAAUCGUGUUUCGACGUAGAAGGAACGUCUGUAAAAAAAAAGAAAGAAACUUCGAAAGGCUGAAACAAUAAAAGCCGCAAUUAUUUGUGCGUCGACCCGAUAACUUUUCGUCCCCUGCGCAUCAACAUUGAAGUAUCGAAGUCAAAGUCAUCGAUCCUCGUCCAGGUGACCGUCGCCGCGUGGAACCGGCUUUACGAUCCUGGAGAAGGUAGGGAGCACUCGAAGCGACUGCCUUUCCCGUCAUCCGUGGAUCCCCAGUAUUCCUGGUUCCAGUCGGACCGAUGGACGGUUCUCUUCUUCCGUGUAGUUUCAUCGUCGAUUCGGGAUCAUUAAUUCGUAAUUAAACCGCGUGCUGGACAUCGGUGCUCGGUCUACCUGAACGAAGAAACCUGGACCAGCAUGAGCUCGGGGAUAAUCCUGCUGGUGUUGGCGAUAGGCCUGUCGAACGGUCAGCUGAACUUCGAGGGUAGCCCGCUGACCGAGGACACGGAGUACACCGCCGAAGAGUCGCGAUUCUCGGAAAGAACAGCGAGACAGCAGGAAGCCGUAGCGAACGCGACGACGCUGCCGGAGGCGAUUUCUCAGAAGCUGUAUCCGAUCACGGAGGAUGUUAAGAACAGCUCGAAGAACCUGGAAGCAAAGUCUUCGGUCAGCGCACACUCGACCGAAUCCGUUCCGAGACCUUCGCCGAAUCCUCAGCAUCCUCUCAUCACGGUUCAGCCCACGGUGGUGCACACGCCUCGUCAACUAUCUCCUAGUGUCUAUAAUCCUGGUAGCAUCACCGCAAGCCCUGCGGAUUAUUCCGUGAACGUGCCCGAGCUGGGACAACCAUCGAGUCCUCAGCAUCUCAUCACGGUGCAGCCUGAGGUGGUGCAAACGUCUCGUCAGCUAUCGGCAACCGCCUACAAUCGAGGAAACGAAGUGACAAGCCAUGCAGAGGUUGCUCUGAAUUCGUUUCUGAACUCGAAGACGCCGGAAGAGUCUCGACUGUCCUUGGACAGCUACCUGCAGAGCCAGGCGAGUGUCGCGAAAGACCAAUCGGGCCAGCAAACGGUGCCUCUGUCCAAUCAAGCGCAAUUAGUGCGACAGACGCCAUCGAUCGCGGUUAAUCAACCGUCUACGGGGCUGACUUCCCCUGUGAAUCAACACCUGACGGCGCAGCUUAUGCAACAACGGCAGGCGAUGUACGCUUUCCCCGUUAACCAGAGGCAGCCUUUCAACGAGCAGCUCUACAACGUGCCUGCGAACCAGCAAGAUCCGCGUGCACCUGUUCCGGCGGCCGCGAUUGCUACAGGCAUGCCGCAGCAGACACUGCAGUCGCCUUACGCGCAGAAUGUACAAGCCAGGAACGAUAUUUUCUAUCCGCCCGGAUGGCAUCAGCGUAUGAGAAGAAUUCGUGGGAGACCGUUCCCGUACGUGCAGUCCAGAGGCGGGCCCGGAUUCUACAAUGCACCUGUCCCAGGUCCUUACAAGCCAAAGUCUCCGCCGGUGGAGGUGAUCUAUACGAAGCCUCCGGGCUACAACCAUGGUCCCCCGGUCCUGAGUAACCCCCCGGUACCCUACGAAGACGCCAGCAACUGGUUUCCCGAAGCGGACCAUCCUCCGCCUGCCAAAGACGUCUACUAUUCCCAGCUUUACGCGCAGUCCUACGAUCCUUACUAUUACAAUUACAUCGCCAAGACCGGCAAGAUCAAGCCCCACCUCUACGGGAAGCUGGGCAAAUAUGAAGACGGCGGCGACGGGAUCUGGGCCGAGCUGUACAGAGGCUUCAAGAAGCACGGCUUGAAGAACAUCAUGACGCCGACGUUUCUGCUGGGCAUGACUCUUCCGGUGGUCACGCUGAUGCUCACGGCGCUCGUCCAGAAGAGAUCCUUCUCCUCCAGGUCGGACUCCAGGGAGUUCUCCAACGAGGAGACGAUCCAGGAGUACCUGAACCAGCUGCGGGACGCCGUCGAGUGUUACGAAAUGAAGAGAAAGAGGAGGGACACCAGCUACGAAGGCUGCUGAAGCACAGAACGUCGUUAUCCUGGAAGUUCGCGCAGUUACAGUCGUCCAUUUCGAGCGAUCGUCUUUGCCUCGAUAAUGGACACUUCUUCGUAACAUUCAUGAAGUACGGAUGCUCCGGAUUUCAAGGAAAUCUUGUCGGAGAACAUUGUCGAUGUCCUCCCGACUCGGAGUAGACCAGGUGAAAAUGCUGCUGUAAUCGAAAUUGGACGACUUGGAACGCGGUGGCUUGUAAGGCGACCCUACAGUUUCACUAAUUUAUGGGACAAAGGACUCUUUCUAGGAGUGCGAACGAUCAGAGCGUUCGAAAUGGUCGAGAGAAGUUUGAGACGCGCCUGGAGAGUCUGUCGAGCAUGCGUGAGUGGAGAUUGCUCUCGGAGGUUGUCUCUGAGGGUAUUGUGCACAAAUAGAGCAACAGAAUUGCUCUCUUUCUCUCUCUCUCGUCCAACACGAUUUGCUCCCCGGUUAGGUGUUUUGUAUAUAUCGCGUGUAAAAUAACGGUGUCGCGUACUCGCGAGUCUCCAGGGAGCCGAUAGUGCUAUUUCAUUAGACGGAUGCACCGCAUGUAUGCGACAAAUGAAUCGUUAGACCAUUCAUGGGAGAAGGCGAGAGUGAAUCGUUUCUACGUGAGAAGCGAACGUUCGUGGGUCAAUUAUCCCUGACCCUGUUCACAUCCACGUGCCGUCGCGUCAAUCCUCCUAAACACUGGCUUCGUCGCAAGCUUCAAUUCCUUUCAAUUCUCGGCUCUAUCGGCGUUUCCUCGUUCGUUCACGGUACUUUUACUUUUCUGCCAGGUUAAUUGAGCCGGCUCGACCAACGACAACGGUAUCGUAUUUGUUCUUGGGACUUUUCAAAAUGUGUGACACGAACGAGAGUUCUUAAUGAUUCCAUUUUUCUUUCGAUAUCUCAUCGUAUUUUGAAUACUUCGUCGGAAAGAGUAUGAUUCACCCAGACGACUCCGACCAGAGAUCACCGACCCAGAUUCACGCGUUUUGCGCGACGAGCCCUGAAUUCCAAAUUAGAAAUGACAUCCGCGAUUCACCGCACCGUUCGCAGCCCGUGCGCAUCGUGAAUCGUGACACAGAAAUGGAUAACCGGUUUAGGCGUGCACCGUCAGUGAUUUCAGCCAUCGGUUUAGUUAAUGAUUACGCGACCUGCUUGGGAAACUGGUCCAGAUGACUUAAUUUUCUUGCUUGUUAUUUUUUUAUGUCGUCUCUCACGCUCGAGAUCGGUCGAAAGGCUUUCCUUACAGUUUUCGUUUUGCGUAAGUCUGAUUUUAAGGGGGAACUAAUCCCUUUCCAGGCUGAAUUGUAGGCAUGCAAAAAGCUCGCCGGUCAGGGGAAUACGGAAAUUCGGAUUGUUCCGAAUGAUCCUGGUGGGGUGACGCAACAUUCAAGAGCACGAUGUUGAUUAGUGCUGCGGCGAUAAGGUCAAUUACGAUAACCUGACCAUUAAUGAGCCUAUCGUGAAUCAAGCGUGACGGUUAACGUGCGAUCAGCUCGCCGAGCUUUUAAACUAGAACGAGCAACCAGAAAUUGAAAGAUCUAGGGUGAGAUUUUUCGUGGUCGUCGUAACUCUAUCCUCUGUCCGCUGAGAACGCCGAUCUAUCUAUGGUUUUAUUUAUCGAUCCUUCGCGGAUUCUUUCAAGCUUCGGGAAAAUCGCGGCAGCGUUUCUUAGGGGAAAGAACCGGUUCCUCGAGACGACUUGCACUUUAGACGCCGCGUCGGAAGUUCGCGAGAUUCUCCUUUCAUCCGUGUCUGAAACAGUGCUCUUUUUAGCCUCGAUCUAAAAAGGAUCCGAUCGUAACGAGCAGAACGAGCCAAGCCGAGGUAAAUCAGUGUUAGAAACUCGAAAUUUCCCAGGAAUC